CUUUGCUAUCUGUCUAUUAACGUAGUUAAAAUGUACUAGAAGGGAAAACAUGUCGUUUUGUUGCACACUGGAUAUAUUAAACUUUCUUCGUUCGAUAUAUGAAAUUGAAUACUUCGCGUUAUCCAGCUACCGUCUACCCAGCCAUGUGGUCGUGGAAGCUUCUUGCAGCAGUAGUGUGCACAUUCGGUUUCUUCAAGGAACUUCGGCCCUCGGAAGCCUAUCUGUCCGCCUAUCUGACCGGACCAUGGAAGAAUCUAACAGAGGAGCAGGUGGGAAAUGAGAUAUACCCUUGGUGGACCUACGCAUACCUCCUUUGGAUGGUACCGGUUCUUCUCCUUACGGACUACUUUCGCUACAAACCUGCAUUAGUGGUUCAAGGAUUGGCCUACAUGACCACAUGGGCACUACUUCUGUGGGCGCAAGGCGUUACCGCUAUGAGAGGCGUGGAGGUCACGUAUGGUCUUGUCAGUGCGUGUGAUAUCAGUUACAUGUCGUAUCUAUACGCCGUGACUCCUGUUGAAUAUUUCCAAAGAAUAUCAGCUUUUACGAAGGCGGCAGCGCUGACGGGAAUGUUCGUAGCUUACCUGCUUGGACAGCUUCUGACUAUGUUCGAUGUCCUGGACUACUUUCAGCUGAAUAUAUUUUCAUUCGUUAGCGUAACAAUCGCCUUUUUAAUCAGCGUCAUUCUACCAAGAGCAAUUUACUCAGAAUUGUUUAACCCGCGUAUAUACCAUGAAAAAGAUGUGGGUUCUGAAGAUGGCAGUAAAGAUGUUCGUGAAAUAAACCACACUGAAACACCCGAAUAUCUUGCAAACCCCUGUGCUGGGACAGGCUGCUUAAACCGAACAAAAUCGCUCAUAAUGUUCCUUGCAAAUGAAAUAAAAACCAUAUACAUGAACAAAACAAUCCUCACAUGGUCAAUAUGGUGGGCGUUUGCCUCGUGUGGGAAUUUUCAAGUACAGAACUACAUUCAGAAUCUGUGGUUGAUUCUCACACCAAAUACCUUUGGGACCGAAAAGCAAAAUCUGUACAACGGCGCUGUAGAGGCGGCGGGAACUCUGCUAAGUUCGGGUAUGGUUCUACUGAUUGGAUUCUUGCCCAUUGAUUGGUCAGUGCCGGUAAGGAGCGAGUUAUUAAUGCUGGUUGUGUGCGCACUCAAUGCGGUGAUCCUCUUUUGCAUGGGAACAACAAGCAGCCUAUGGGUAUGCUAUAUUCUCUACGACGUGUUCAGAACCACGUAUCAGAUUGUGCUUACCCUAGCCGCAGCGCAGAUAGCUCGCAAUCUUCAGAGGCAGCGGUACGGCUUCGUAUUUGGUUGCAAUACAUUUCUGGCGCUACUCGUUGAAACUAUUCUUACGGCAAUUGUUGUGGACCAGGCAGGCUUGGGCGUCGACGUGCAAACACAGUUCAAGGUUUACGGUGGUUACUUCGGAGUAAUGGCAGUGUUGUUUACAGUAUACGUAUGUGUUAAUGUCUGCAAACUUCGUGAACGCACAUUUAACGUCAUGGAAACGGAAAUACCUGAACAAAAGGAGAGUUGAAAUCUAUCUUAAUCAACGGAAAUUAUUCCGUUUGAGCUUAUCAUGAAUUGCGCAAAAACUAUCGUUUUGUAUAUAAGUGGGAAUUGUAAAAUGUAUCACACUGUGAAUAGAAAAUAAACAUAUCCUGUAUAUAUGUGUAUAUGUGAUAUGUUUUAUAUGUUUUUUAUAUAAUGAAAGUUUGUAUAUAAUCUUUUGCCAGUGGAAUAUACAUAUCAAGCAUAAUUUAAUUUAAUAAAUGUUAUUUAUUAUCCAUAUAACUUGCACGGCUGUGAAUUCAAAUUACUAUUGCUUAUACUGUUUGGAAAAGCAUUGGUAGAACAGGAAUAAGAGAUAACUGAAAUAAUGAUGUUCCUUGUGAAGUAAUUGGUAGUAAUGGUGUUAUAACUCGAGAUAAAAAUAUUGUUUUCGGGAAAUGGAAAACUGAUUUUAGUAAUUUAUAUAACUCUGAUAAUACUAUGUCUUUUGACUCUGAAAAUGUUGAUGUUAACUUGUCAAUAGAACGUGCUGUUGAUAAUAGUAUUUUUAUCCAAGAUUUUACAAUAGAUGAUGUUAGGAUGGCAGUUUUUGACAUAAAGCUGAAUAGAACCAUUGGUGUGGAUGAACCUGAUGAAGUUUAAAAAUAAUAAUUAUGUUAUUUCCUUUUAACAUAAACUGUAUAAUAAAUGUUUUCAAACGGGUACUUUGCCAAACAUAUGGAACGAAACUUUUAUCAAGCCAAUACCUAAAUCUUCAACUAGUAACCCUAUUGACCCAAUGUCAAGCUAUAAAACUAGCUGUGUAUACGAUGUAUUGUUCAUUAGUUAACAAACGAUUGAAUUCUUUUAGUACAAAUAGAGGUAUUUUAUACGAAGGGCAAAAUGGUUUUCGAAGUGGUCGUAGUACUGUUGACCACAUUCAGUCGCUUACAAGUAUAAUUGAUAGUAAAAAAAAAAUGCCGUUUAUCAACAUACUGUGCCUUUAUAGAUUUCAGAAAGGCGUUUGAUUGUAUUAAUAGAGGCUUACUUUUUGUAAAAUUUGUCCCUAGUAAGUGUAUAAAUGCUGUAUCAAAAUGUUAUGUAUUCUGUCAAAUUGAAUGGCGUUAACACUGAUUGGUUUACUGUUAAAACUGGCUAAAGCAGGGUUGUUCGUUUUCGCCAUUACUGUUCAGUCUAUACAUAAAUGAUUUUGCUUUGAAACUGAAGGCUGCUGGCAAAGGAGUGGAUAUUGAUGGCAAAAAUGUACCAAUACUCUUUUAUGCGGAUGAUAUAGUACUUAUUGCCUAGAAUGAGCAUGACUUACAAAAUAUGUAAAAUAUUCUUUAUACAUUGUGCUCUUCACACAGCAUGAAUGUAAAUCCUGCAAAAUCAAAUAUUGCACACUUUCGUAAUGCAUCUGUAGAACGUUCAAACUUUGUGUUUAAAACUGGUGACACUCAACUUAACUAUGUAACACAAUAUAAAUAUCUUGGUCUUGUAUUAACUGAGCACUUAGAUUAUUGUAUUUAUGCAAGAACUGUUGCUCAAUAUACUAAAAGAGCUUUAGGAAUGUUGAUCGCUAAAACAAAGACAUCUGAGAGUAUUCCGUAUGAAGCGUUUUCAAAAUUGUACGAGUCAACAGUUGUAUCAGUAAUUACAUAUGCUUCUUCCAUAUGGGGUUGUGAAAAUUUCUCCUGUAUAAGUGCAGUGCAGAAUAGAGCUGCUCGCUACUUAUUUAAUGUUGGGAAAUAUACCCAAAAUGCCGCUGUUUUAUGAGAUGUUGACUGGAAGCCUAUUACUUACCAUUGAUGGAAAAGUGUAUUAGCCAGUUGGUAUAAAUUUGUCUGUAAGAGUCAUAGUAGAUUGAAUAGGAAGCUAUUUGUAUGGGCCAAUAGUGUUGCAAGAAGUACAUGUAAAAAAUUGGAAUUUUAAUCUUUGUAAAAUGCUAAAGGAUUAUAACUUGGAAAGGUUUUGUAAUGUUGAUAUACCUAUACAAAAACAUAAUAUUUAUGCUUCUGUACUACCUUAAAUAUUAGACAGUUUCAAGCAAGAUUGGUUAAAUGAUAUUAAUCGUGAAUCUGCUCGAUAAGGAAAUGGUUGUAAUAAACUGAGAUUAUAUAGAACGUUCAAAAAAACAUAUGAAACUGAAGGCUAUUGUAGCACUAUUUUUAAUAGGUCAUACAGGGGAGCUAUUGCAAAUUUCCGCAGUGGAACUGUGCCAAUUUGUAUUGAGUAAGGAAGAUACAAUGGUUUGUCAGUUGAACAAAGAGUCUGUUUUCAUUGUCCAGAUACUAUUGAAGAUGAGACAUAUGUGUUGUUACAUUGUCCUCUAUAUGAAACUGUUAGAUUUGAUUUGUUACAAAAGGCAGAAGAAUACGAUUCACAUUUUGUAACCUUAUUUGAUACUGAUAAAGUAGGAUUUAUAUUAUCUAAUUCAGACAUAGCUUUUUAUAGUGCCAGAACCUGCUUCAACAUGCUGAAUUAAAGAAAACUGGUAUUGUACAAUAACAAUGUGUAAUGUAAUAAAUGUAUUUUAGUGUAAAUACUUGAAAACCAACAAUUUUGAUGUCAGACAUAUUUUAUAUUUGAAUUCCUAGAUACAUGUUUAAGUGCAUAUAUGACAAUUGUUUUACUAGUGAAAUUGUUUUAGCUCCAUCCUAAUGUUCCCUUGUUAAUCAAUUUGUGUUUAGAUCUGAUCAAUUUCCAUUAUUUAACACCCAUUUUGAGAAUGUGUUAUAACAUCCCUUCUUAAGGCAGAUUUUAAUUACCCGAUUAACAAGGAUAUUUUAGAUCUUAUUUGUAUUAUGUGUAUAUAAAGUAUAGUCUAUGGAUCAUGAGUAUCUUAUUGUGUUUCUAAAUUUGUCAUGUUAACAUUAAAAGUCUCUUGUAAAUCUUUUUAGAUUGUCAAUGUACUGUAUUUUACACUGUGUUAUGUAGGUGAGUAUAUACUGUGUAUAAUAAUGAGACUAUAAUAAAUAAAUAAAUACAUAAAUCAAUCAAUAUACUGUGUCAAGAACGCGGUUUAGCAUGCCAGAAAUAAAGUUUAACAUAUAAA
Molecule: messenger RNA, 4550 nt
Organism: Dreissena polymorpha
Lineage: Eukaryota; Metazoa; Mollusca; Bivalvia; Myida; Dreissenidae
Product: thiamine transporter 2-like
Exons: 6
Coding region: 99-1541 (480 amino acids)
Biological process (GO): vitamin transport; transmembrane transport
Cellular component (GO): plasma membrane
Molecular function (GO): vitamin transmembrane transporter activity
Source: RefSeq, a predicted model, not a curated record